AUGAUCGGACGCAGUUACCGCCUAUUACAGAGACUGCUGCCUGGUAAAACAUUACGGGUUUUCAGACGAUGUUCGUUGCCGAUCGUUGGAUCCAGUAUCCUCACGGUGUUCAACAUAUGUUUCUAUGUCAGGACUCGUACAGGUGAAGUUGGCGAUAUCGCUGCGCAGUCGCAGCCGCUCGGGGAUGAUCCACUGCUGACUCCCCCGCUGGAGAAGAAGCGGCAAGCGGAGGGCCAUCCAGAGCCAGCUGCCGUGAAGGGUGAUGUUCUUCCCCUGCUUGCUCCAGUCGCGCCAGCUGCAGUGAAGGGCGGUAUGCUUCGCGUGCCAGCGCAGGCACCGACGCCGACACCGGCGCCUGCACUGGUCGCGCCAGCAGCGGCACCAGCACGGGCUAUGCCCGCGCUUGCCCAGCAGACCGCAGGGCCAACAGCCGCGCCAGCACCCCCACCAGGUAUUGAGCUGAUCGUAUCGCAGUUUCGCUUGGUGCCGCUCGCCGCGGGCACCUUCGCAGCAUUCACCCCGAGAGCGAACGUGUCCGAGGAGAGCCUCCUGUCCCCCGCGCAGGGCGUGUACGAGAUGAUGAACCUGUCGAGCGCCUGGCCGCGCCUCGGGUACUGCCGCCGUGGGCAGAGCCUGCUGCCCCAGAUCCCCGACAGCGUCUGCGACUGGCGGGCGUGUGUGGAGGUCGACGGGGCUGGCUACGGCGUCGACCGGCUGCUUCUGGGGCGCCGCGCGGCCGUGGAGCAGAGCACCGAGGGCUGCCAUCCGGUCGCCGGGGGGCAGACGGCUCGCGGGCACGAUGUCGGGGGCCCUCCGCUGGUGAGCUUCGUUUACACCCUUCACAACAACCCGAUCAUGUCCUCCAAGGCGCUGCUGGCCGCGUUCCGCACCGCGCACGAGGUGUCCAGCGCGGAGUUCGUGCUCCUGGACGACUGCAGCAGCGAGGACAUGACGCCGUUCGUCGGCGUCGCAGAGACGCUGGAGUCGGUGUUCGGCACGAGGAUACAGAGGUGGCGGACGCCAGAGUCCCUGGGGUAUACAUUCGCAAACACCGUGGCUCUAAAGCUUGCGUCGGGCACUUACGCGUGCCUGAUGAACAGCGACGUGUUUCCGUUGCCAGGGUGGCUGGCCGCGAUUUUCCACACCUUGCGAACGUUCCCUGGAGCGGGAAUCGUAGGACCUCUGCAGGUGAGUCCGGACGCCCGCGUCAUGGAGGCCGGCGGCACCGUCUUCAGGCAAGGGCACGCUUACAACAUCGGGCGUCGUGCGUGGCCGUGGGAGUUACCCUAUUUGCAUUCUCACGUGGUGGACUACAUCUGA
Messenger RNA from Prorocentrum cordatum, 1320 nucleotides. The record is from the annotation of a GenBank genome assembly. Lineage: Eukaryota; Dinophyceae; Prorocentrales; Prorocentraceae.